UUGGCUCAGUGUCUCUGCACUUUGAUCUGAUCGGUAUUUCCAGGACUCUAUGAUUUUAUUGAUAUGAUUUUCUUCUCUAUCACUGCGUCGACAAUAUCAUCUCUGCCCGUGCUUGUCUCACAGUAUCGAACUUUGCGUUAAGUAACGUUAAUUGGAAAUCUUCCGGGCUGUUUCAGCAGCCUCGCCUCUGGAGGUCACUUCUCGAUCCGCGGGGCGGGAGCCGAGGAGGCCAUCUUGCCGCUGCUUCCGUCUUGUCGGUAGUCAGUCAGCUGGACCGGGGUUGCCGGGGUGACGGUAAAAGAAUUGCAGCAGCAACAGCCCUGGUACAAAUCUGACAAAGUGAUAAAGCCACUAUCCUCCAUUUGUGCCUACCUGCUAUGGACAUGGAAAUUGCAGUACGUGCUCCAUUUCUAUUACUGUCAAUCCGACUCCUUGAAGUACAUGACAUAAAUGAUGGUGUAACCGGGAGGUAUGCUUCCACAGCUGCGAUAAAGCACAGUAACAGGUCAGCACUACCCCCAAUACACCCACUGAGCAAUUAACCUACUAACCCAUACAUCUUUGGAAUGUGAGAGGAAACCAGAGCAUCUGGAGGAGACCCAUGCGGCCACAGGGAAAGAUUACCUUGCUCUUGAGGUGACCAGAGGUCGACACAGUUAGUUAGAUACUACAAGCUGGACUUGAAAACAAGCAGUGAUGCAUCUCUUUUUGAGGAAUUUCAUCAAACCAGCCUCUCAGUUAUCCUACAGAAUGGCUUCAAAUUAUGUUAGUCGGAUCCGCUACCUAUGUGACCUGAAGGAGGAUGAUGAAGCCUGCCGGAAGGCCCUGAGCUCUGGAACUUUCCUGCUCUUUCAUGGUCUCUCACCUCUUUUGCAGAGGAUUGAGAACAAGUAUAUAGCACCAUUUGUUACAGCCUCAGAGCUGAAUGGAAUUCUUAAGAAGCUGGGCCAGACAGAAAAAUGGAUGGAGGAAUCAGUUCUAACUGGUUGUACAGAAAGUUUUGUGCCACAGUUUGCACUAGAUUUAGGACAAACUGAAAAGGCUGGAGCAGAAAUGCUACUAAAGGGAAGGUUUGUAGAAUUUCGGAAAGCCUUCUUCCUUGUGGAAGGAAAGGAUUCAACUCUGCUAUCCCAGGCUCAGGCCCUUCUCCGUUGGCACAGCACACAUCUCUACUGUGGUAGAACUGGACAACCAACGCAGAAAAAUAUAUCCGGCAGUAAACGUGUCUGUGGCACAGAUGAAGUAAUCUAUUAUCCACAGAUGUCUCCUGUGGUUAUCAUGUUGGUAUCCAAUGGAACACAUUGCCUGCUGGCACGUCAGAAGGGAUUUCCUCCUGGAAUGUAUAGUGCACUGGCUGGAUUCUGCAACAUUGGAGAGACAGUGGAAGAGGCUGUGCAUCGAGAAGUGGCGGAAGAAGUCGGUUUGGAUGUGUCCUCACUGUCGUAUUCUGCAUCCCAACACUGGCCCUUUCCCAGUAGUUCUCUGAUGAUUGGGUGCCAUGCAAUGGUGCAGCCAAAGCAGAACAAGAUUGAGCUCAACCACUCUGAGCUUGAGGAUGCCCGCUGGUUCGAUGCUUCAGAGAUAGAGGAACCUUUAAAGCGGAAGCAGGUACCAAGCAAGAAAGAAAUGGGUGAGAUUGCGUUCUGGAUCCCACCGCCCCAGGCUUUAGCACAUCAUCUAAUCAAAGAAUGGAUGCAAAGGCACUAGCAGUCUUGAAAUCUUGCAGAUAAUCAGCUAUUGGGAUUGAAUGGUGCACAGAUGCUGUUUCUUUGCACCAUGAGUGAUAGUUUAUACAGUUCAUGUACUAAUGAGGCAAUCACAAAGAACAACUGCAUUACAUCAGACUAUUUUCCACAUUAAAGACCUUUAUAAAGGGAGAUAUAAUCAAGAAUGCUUGUGUCCACUGGAGCUCCAGACAAAUGAAGGAACAAGUAAUUAUUGUGGUGUAUUCCUGAUUAUAAAUGACAAUCUCUGGCAUUCAACCAGUGUUUCUGCUUUAAAGGGCUCACCCUAAGAUUCAAAGGAUUUGAGUUCAUUUAAACCUAAUUUUGAUUACAAAAAAUAAUUUUAAGCCUUUCUUUGUGGAAAAUUCUUUUCAGUUUUGGAGAUCCCCCUCCCAUUUUUGAUAGCCUGUAUCAACUAUUCCAAAAAAACCUCAGGGCUCAUGUAAAAUAAAUCUUCACAUCAACAGAAGUAAUCCCUGUUGAAGCAUUUUGAAAGAAAGUUUCAGUUAAUCCUGUUCAUUGUUAAUCUGAUUCAUUAAAACAUUUUACUUAUGCUAAUGAAGUCUCUCUAUUUUAAGUACUCCUAAACUAAUUUAUGAUAAUGAUUACCAUGAGAAAUUGAGGAUUACUAUAAAUAGACUUUGAUGAUACAUUUUUAAAGUUAAUUACAGAGCUACUUCCUUACAGUUUUGUGCCCUAUGAGUAAUUUCUUAUCACUAACAAUGUCAAAAGGACCUCAUAGCAAUUUGUUUUUUUCACUUCAUCUAAAGUUUGAAUAAGUAAGGGAUUAAACAACUCCAAGGCCGACACAAAGCCCUUCUGUUUGUCUUGUAUAACUAGACAGUAUUUAGUGUUUAAAAUGAUGAGUGCAUAGAAUUCACAGUACACAGUGUGUCACAACUGUCAGGGUUCUUUCUACGCCCCAAUUACUGUACAAAAACAGUUACGAAUUGAAAUGGAAUCAUUUACUAUUGACUGAUGAUAUAAGGUGAAUGAUGAGAAACAAAAGUGGAGAAUGCUGGAAAUACUCAGUAGGUCAAGGUUCAUCUGUGGGGAGAGAAACAGUAAAAAGGUUUGUAAAGCUGUUUGACAAACCCCUUCCCCCUCUCUCCUUGCAGUUUUCACCCUCUCAUGUCCAUCUACCACUGCAGGCUUACAAGCUUCUAUUGACUCCUUCUAAGUUCUGACGAGGAGUCUGAAACAUUGAUGCUGUGUCUCUCUCUACAGAUACAGCCUGACAUACUGAGUGUUCCAGUAAUUUUCAUUUUUGUUUUAGAUUUUCAGCGUCUGCAGUGUUUUUUUUAUUUUACAUUGCAAGCUUGCAGGUAAAGGAAAUGUGUGCUACAAAUGAACCAGAGCUAUGUGGUAUUUAUGUGGAAUAUUUGGAAUUAUAACAAACUGUUGCAAAAUUUGUUGUCUAAUAUCUUGUACUUUUAAUGGUACAGGAGGCCAUUCAACUCUAGGCUAGCUUCUAGACAGGCAGCACCUACAGUCCUAUUCCCUCUCUCGUUUCCCUCUGUCACAUGCAUAUAAUUUCAUAAUGUCACAAAAGAAUGUGCAAACUCUGCAUCGGCAGUGCCCAUGAUCAGGAACAAAUCCACUCAAUUGGAGCUGUUAAUUAUGCCAUCGAGUUAGGUAGGUAAUAAAAAUUAUGUCUUUGUAGGGGAAUGCAACAGAAAUACUUAUAUUAUUUUACACUUCUUAUUCUUAUUUCUUAUGUUGGUGCAAUCAGUGAAGGGAAAGGUAAGUGUAUCCCAGACUUCAUGAUUGUGACGACGUGAGGAUCUGAUGUCAACAAAGGAAUGGUGGGGUGGGGGGAUGGAACACAAAGGAAAGGAGGGAACAGGGUUAGCUAUGGAGUGGCAGUAGAUUACAGAGGAAGAGCUGCAAAAUGUGGGUGAAAUUUGAAAGAAAGUUGUGGAUUUCGAAAUAGGUGAAUUAUUGCAAAACUGUUCAACCCAUGACUUAAUAUCAUUUCUAUUCUCCUCUUA
This is a messenger RNA of Mobula hypostoma (lesser devil ray), 3715 nucleotides long. It is a transcript of the gene nudt13, whose product is annotated as nudix (nucleoside diphosphate linked moiety X)-type motif 13. NCBI's taxonomy places the organism in Eukaryota, Metazoa, Chordata, Chondrichthyes, Myliobatiformes, Myliobatidae. The record is from RefSeq and is a predicted model, not a curated record. The coding region runs from base 697 to 1707 and encodes 336 amino acids. The transcript is spliced from 11 exons. Gene Ontology annotation, molecular function: metal ion binding; hydrolase activity.